UGUUGCUAAAGCGAGCUUGGCUGCUGUGUCUUCCUACUCAGGACUCCGCUUUUGACAGGCACGAGGCAGGGCCUGGGGUACUGGAUUCAGGAGGGGGCACAAGCAUGGAGCAACUUUGGGGUCUACUGCAGAGAGCGCAACACUGGUCCCCAAGACCCUCUCAGACCAUCUAUAAACGUGUGGAAGGCCCUGAUCUGGGCCAUCUGGAGGAGGAAGAGGAAGACAGGGAGGAAGAGGUCGAGUUGCCUGCCCAGUUCUGCCCCAUGGAACUCAAGGGCCCUGAGUCCUUAGGCUCCAGUCCCGGGAGAUCAACUCCCAUCCCCUGGGCUGCAGUGGGUCGAAAGGCUGCCCCCUAUCUGAUCUUGACGGCCCUGCUGAUCUUCACUGGGGCCUUCCUCCUGGGCUAUGUGGCCUUUCGAGGGUCCUGCCAGGCAUGCGGGGACUCCGUGUUGGUGGUCAGCGAGGAUGUCAACUCUGAGUUUGGCCUCGACUCCGGCCUGGGCACGUUGUACUGGAGUGACCUCCGGACCAUGUUUCUUCGGUUCCUUGGAGAGGGGCACCUGGAGGACACCAUCAGGCUGACCAGCCUCCGGGAGCGCAUGGCCGGCUCAGCCAGGAUGGCCACUCUGGUGCAAGAUAUUCUCGACCAGUUCUCGAGCCACAAGCUGAACCACGUGUGGACUGACACGCACUACGUGGGGCUUCAGUUGCCGGACCCGGCUCACCCUAACACCUUGCACUGGGUGGAUGCAGCCGGGAGCGCCCAGGAGCAGCUACCGCUGGAGGAUCCGGAAGUCUACUGUCCCUACAGCGCCACCGGCAACGCCACGGGCAAGCUGGUGUACGCCCACUACGGGCGGCAGGAGGAUCUGCAGGACCUGAGAGCCAAGGGUGUGGAGCUGGCAGGCAGCCUCCUGCUAGUGCGCGUUGGGAUUACCAGCUUUGCCCAGAAGGUAGCCACUGCCCAGGACUUUGGGGCCCACGGAGUGCUGUUAUACCCGGACCCAGCAGAUUUCUCCCAGGACCCUCACAAGCCAGGCCUAUCCAGACACCAGGCUGUAUUUGGACAUGUGCACCUGGGAACCGGAGACCCUUAUACACCUGGCUUCCCUUCCUUCAAUCAAACCCAGUUCCCUCCCGUAGAAUCAUCAGGCCUUCCCAGUAUCCCUGCCCAACCCAUCAGUGCAGACGUUGCUGACCUCUUGCUCAAGAAACUCAAAGGCCCUGAUGCCCCCCAGGAAUGGAAAGGUCACCUUCCAGUCUCCCCUUAUCGGCUGGGACCCGGGCCACGCCUGCGUUUGGUGGUCAACAACCACAGGGCUUCGACUCCCAUCAGCAACAUCUUUGCCUGCAUCGAGGGCUUCGCAGAGCCAGAUCACUAUGUUGUUAUCGGGGCCCAGAGGGAUGCAUGGGGUCCAGGAGCAGCCAAGUCUGCAGUGGGAACUGCCAUCCUGCUGGAGCUGGUGCGGACCUUCUCCUCCAUGGUCAGCAACGGGUUCAAACCUCGAAGAAGCCUCUUGUUCAUCAGUUGGGAUGGAGGAGACUUUGGCAGCGUGGGAUCCAUGGAGUGGUUGGAGGGCUACCUCAGCGUGCUACACCUCAAAGCCGUAGUGUACGUGAGCCUGGACAACUCAGUGCUGGGAGAUGGCAAAUUUCACGCCAAGACCAGCCCCCUUCUGAUCAGCCUCAUUGAGAACAUCCUGAAGCAGGUGGAUUCCCCUAACCACAGCGGACAGACGCUCUUCGAGCAAGUGCAGCUCACCAAUCCCAACUGGGAUGCCGAAGUGAUUCGGCCCCUGCCCAUGGACAGCAGUGCUUAUUCCUUCACGGCUUUUGCGGGGGUCCCGGCUGUGGAGUUCUCCUUCAUGGAGGAUGAUCGGGAGUACCCGUUCCUGCACACGAAGGAGGACACCUAUGAGAAUCUGCACAAGAUGCUGCGAGGUCGCCUGCCCGCCGUGGCCCAGGCGGUGGCUCAGCUCGCGGGCCAGCUCCUUAUCCGACUGAGCCACGAUCACCUGCUGCCGCUCGACUUUGGCCGCUAUGGGGAUGUGGUCCUCAGGCACAUUGGCAACCUCAACGAGUUCUCUGGGGAUCUCAAGGCCCGCGGACUGACCCUGCAGUGGGUGUACUCCGCGAGGGGGGACUACAUCCGGGCGGCGGAGAAGCUGCGGAAGGAGAUUUACAGCUCGGAGCAGAGCGACGAGCGUCUGAUGCGCAUGUACAACGUGCGCAUCAUGAGGGUGGAGUUCUACUGCCUGUCCCAGUAUGUGUCGCCGGCUGACUCCCCAUUCCGCCACAUCUUCCUGGGCCAAGGCGACCACACUUUGGGUGCCCUGCUCGACCACCUGCGGAUGCUGCGCUCCGAUGGCUUCAAGGCCAACUCUUCCAGACUGGCACCAGGAGGUCUGGGGUUCCAAGAGAGCCGUUUCCGGCGCCAGCUGGCGCUGCUCACGUGGACACUGCAGGGGGCAGCCAACGCGCUCAGUGGCGAUGUCUGGAACAUAGACAAUAACUUUUGAGGCGCGAAGCCCUACCUGGGUCCGACAUGAUUCUCCUGUCUCCCUAUUUGAGUGGUGCAGGCGAAAGGAGGUGCCCCAUGCAUCUCUUCUGGCUGCCUAUUCUCAUUAACACCGUUGGCUCUGCAAUGUAGGAGAGCCUUGUUUUCUCAGUGCGACCGUCAUACUGUCUCUUAUCCAGAAAGUGGCUUUCUUCCCAUUACUGGUCCUUCUGCCUCAGUAGCAAAGUCCUCCAUAUCUAAAGACUACCUAGGCUGGGAUCUGUCUGGAUCUCUUAGUGGGUGGUCUCUGGUGGGAGGCCCGAGGGAAUUAGAUGUCAACAAACAAAUCUGUAA
Microtus oregoni (creeping vole) is the source of this 2851-nucleotide messenger RNA. RefSeq names its product transferrin receptor 2 (gene Tfr2). Gene Ontology annotation, cellular component: external side of plasma membrane. Gene Ontology annotation, molecular function: transferrin receptor activity. The transcript is spliced from 19 exons. Gene Ontology annotation, biological process: transferrin transport; endocytic iron import into cell. The record is from RefSeq and is a predicted model, not a curated record. Bases 105 to 2519 code for a protein of 804 amino acids. Lineage: Eukaryota; Metazoa; Chordata; Mammalia; Rodentia; Cricetidae.